Molecule: messenger RNA, 1416 nt
Organism: Lynx canadensis (Canada lynx)
Lineage: Eukaryota; Metazoa; Chordata; Mammalia; Carnivora; Felidae
Gene: KATNAL2
Product: katanin catalytic subunit A1 like 2
Exons: 14
Coding region: 16-1416 (466 amino acids)
Molecular function (GO): ATP hydrolysis activity; ATP binding
Source: RefSeq, a predicted model, not a curated record
CUUGAAACUAUUUUGAUGGAAUAUGAGAGCUAUUAUUUUGUAAAAUUUCAGAAAUACCCCAAAAUUGUCAAAAAGGCAUCAGACACAGCGGAAAAUAAUUUACCACAAAGAAGUGGAGGGAAGACCAGAAGGGUGAUGAGCGACAGUUGUCAAAAUCUUCCCAAGAUCAGUCAGCAGAGGCCACGGUCCAGAACCACGGUGGGGAAGCCAGGGGAUGCCAAAUCCGUCCAUAAGGAGCAUCCUAAACAGGAGCCUAUCAAUAAUACUCCCAUGGAGGGCGCUGACUUUGGCUUGAGUAUAUCAGGAAUCCCCAAAGGCAGCGGAGAAGAAAACGUCCGCCCACAAAAAGGCCAAAUCAUUGACUUCCGAGGACUGCUCACAGAUGCCAUCAAAGGAGCAACCAGCGAAGUUGGCUUGAACAGCCUUGACUGUAACCCAGACCCCUCAGAACGAUUGUUGAAACCUCUGAGUGCAUUUAUUGGCAUGAAUAGUGAGAUGCGAGAAUUGGCAGCCGUGGUGAGCCGGGACAUUUAUCUCCAUAGUCCAAACAUAAAGUGGAAUGACAUUAUUGGACUCGAUGCAGCCAAGCAGUUAGUCAAAGAAGCUGUCGUGUACCCUAUAAAGUACCCACAGCUGUUUACAGGAAUUCUCUCCCCCUGGAAAGGACUGCUGCUCUAUGGCCCUCCAGGUACAGGGAAGACUUUACUGGCCAAAGCUGUGGCCACGGAGUGCAAAACAACCUUCUUUAACAUUUCUGCGUCUACCAUUGUCAGCAAAUGGAGAGGGGAUUCAGAAAAACUUGUUCGGGUGUUAUUUGAACUCGCCCGCUAUCACGCCCCCUCCACCAUCUUCCUGGACGAGUUGGAGUCAGUGAUGAGUCAGAGAGGCACGGCUCCUGGGGGAGAACAUGAAGGAAGCCUCCGGAUGAAGACAGAGUUACUGGUGCAGAUGGAUGGGCUGGCUCGCUCAGAAGAUCUCGUGUUUGUCUUAGCAGCUUCUAACCUGCCAUGGGAGCUGGACUGUGCCAUGUUACGCCGCCUGGAGAAGAGGAUUCUGGUUGAUCUCCCCAGCCGGGAGGCCAGGCAGGCCAUGAUCCACCACUGGCUGCCCCCUGUGAGCAGGAGCAGAGCCCUGGAGCUGCGCACAGAGCUGGAGUACGGCGUGCUGAGCCAGGAGACUGAGGGCUAUUCGGGCUCAGACAUUAAGCUUGUCUGCAGAGAAGCAGCCAUGCGGCCUGUGAGGAAGAUCUUCAGCGCACUUGAAAAUCACCAGUCAGAGAGCAGCAAUUUACCUGGAAUCCAGCUGGAUACAGUGACCACUGCCGACUUCUUAGAUGUGCUAGCUCACACCAAGCCUUCAGCAAAGAAUCUGACUCAGAGAUACUCAGCCUGGCAAAGUGAGUUCGAGUCCGUAUGA